UCGCUCACGGCAACGUCCUAUCUGCCACUCAGAUUUUACGCCGGGCCUCGCCAGAGACAUGACGCGGCGCCGAUCUGCCAGGCCCGUUAAAACCCAGCUGCCAGCCGUUAUGCAUCCGACACUUCUUGUCGGUCACCCUUCCCCGCACCUCUCAGGACCCUCUAGAAGCCAGGCCCAUGAUGUCUCCAGAGAAAAACGUAGAUCACGAGAGUCUGUCGGCCUCUAGCGGCGAGCAUGUCGGCCACGCGACUGUCAAGCGCGAGUCGGGGUUCUUGGGUGCGCUGCGCAACUUUGAGGCCAAGAUGGACGCGAAAUUUGGCAUCGAAAGCGAUGCCAUCACCAGGAAGCUGCCAGAGGACAAGGGUCAUGUACCCUGGACUCACCAGCUGAGCAUGUUCUUCCUGUGGGCCAGUGGCACGAUGAACACCUCCUGCUUUGCUACAGGAUUCUUGGGAUGGGAGUUUGGCUUGACGCUGCGCCAGUCUAUCGUCAUCAUCAUCUUUGCAUCCAUCCUCGGUGGUGCGCCAACUGGCUUUGCGGCAACAUUCGGUGCGCCUACGGGUCUGCGACAGAUCUCCGUCAGCAGAUAUGCUUUCGGAUGGUGGCCCAACAAGGUCAUCGCAGCCCUCAACACUAUCGUCCAGAUUGGUUGGGCGGCCGUUGCUUGCAUCACAGGUGGUCUUGCACUGACAGCUGUCGCUGAUGGCAAAAUCUCGCUCAUCGUUGGUAUCGUCAUCCUGGCAGUAAUCGCCACACUGAUCUCGUUCGUGGGCCUUAAGGCCAUCUUGGUCUAUGAGCGCUACGCCUGGUUCAUCUUCUUUAUCAUCUUCAUCAUCUUCUUCGCAGAGACAGGGAAGUACGCAGACAACUCUCCCACUCCAACAGUCCACGGCACGGACCUCAGCGGUUCGGUUCUCAGUCUCAUCGCCAUUGUGUACGGUAGUUCAGCGUCCUGGCAAACCAUGGCAUCGGACUACUACGUGCACUAUCCCGUCAACGUCAACCGCUGGAAGGUCUUCCUGAUGACCACAUUCGGUAUCGCGAUCCCAACAUCCAUCGGCAUGAUGGCAGGCGCAGUCGUCUCCUCGGGCCUCAACAACCGCCCCGACUGGAAAGACACGUACGAGAGCGACGGUCUCGGCUUCCUCAUCCAGACCAUGCUGUACCCCCGCGGUUUCGCCAAGCUGAUCCUCACUCUCCUGGUCCUCUCCGGCAUUAACGUGAACGUCAUCUCCAUCUACAGCGCCGCCAUCUCGUGCCAGCAGUUCUCGCGCCCCUUCGCGCGGGUGCCCCGCUUUAUCUGGGUGCUCUUCUGCUUUGCUGCGAUCCUGGGUCUUGCUAUCGGUGGCCGCGAACAGCUGUCUGUUUAUCUGCAGAACUUCCUCAGUCUUUUGGGGUACUGGAGCACGCAGUACUUCAUCAUUUUGUUCAGCGAGCACGUCAUCUUCCGCAAGAUGAACUUCGAUAAUUACGACCUGGAUGCGUGGAAUGACCCGAGCCGACUGCCACUGGGUAUUGCUGCGGGCGUUGCGUUUGCGAUUGGUAUUGCUGCGUGGAUCAUGGGCAUGGUCGAGACCUGGUAUGUUGGUCCACUUGGCAAGCUCAUCGGUGCGUUCGGUGGUGAUAUCGCCAAUGAGUUCACGUUUGUGAUUACAGGAUUGAUCUAUAUCCCUGCGAGGUUUCUGGAGAAGAAGAUAGUCGGCAGGUAGGCGAGCAGCCAGUAGAUCGACGUACGGCGGAAGCCUGAGCUUGUAAUAUGAAUGCACAUCCCGUAUAACGAAUCAAGGACCAUUGCUUGAC
Messenger RNA from Didymella exigua CBS 183.55, 1800 nucleotides. RefSeq lists its product as uncharacterized. Gene Ontology annotation, biological process: transmembrane transport. Gene Ontology annotation, molecular function: transmembrane transporter activity. The record is from RefSeq and is a predicted model, not a curated record. The transcript has 3 exons. NCBI's taxonomy places the organism in Eukaryota, Fungi, Ascomycota, Dothideomycetes, Pleosporales, Didymellaceae. Bases 177 to 1709 code for a protein of 510 amino acids. Gene Ontology annotation, cellular component: fungal-type vacuole membrane; plasma membrane.